CCGCCGAACCCCAUGCACCCUCUCCCCCCACUCCCCUCGCCGCCGCCGCCGCCGACGCCGCCGCCGUCGCCGUCGAAUCGAAACCACCGCCAUCCCGCAUCCCGCGUCGGAGCAGCGCGGGGUGGGCCCAGAUCUGACCCAGCCACACCCAUCCCUGUGUCGCCGCGCGUCUCCGUCAUGCGGCGGGGAGGCGGCGGCGGCGGCGGAGGAGGAGGAGGAGGAGGAGGAGGAGGAGGUGGUCGUGGAGGUAGGGGAGGCCACGCCCGCCGGGACGCGCGGCCGCGUGAUGACAGGGGCAGGGACGGCCCCCGUGACGAUAGGGUUAGGCACGGCGACCGCCGCCCCCACGACUACCGCCCCCGCCGCACCCCGUCGCCGGGCCGCGACCACCGCAUCCGCCGCACCCCGUCGCCGUAUCGUGACCGCCGCCGCAUCCCGGACUACCACCCGCGCCGCACCCCGUCGCCGCACCGCGACCGUGACCGUGACCGCCACGCGGCGGGACGCCCGAGGGGCCGAGGCGACGACGACCGGGACCGCGACCCGCCCCGCGGGAGGUCGCCGCCGCCGUAUCGCGGCGAUGAUCGCGGGAGGUAUGACGGGCCGCCAGACUACAUGCUCCCUGACCACCCGUCAUCCCUGCGUCCUGCGAGGAAGGACGGUGAGUUCUUCGGGGAACCCGGCAUGACACUCCGGGUUUGUUCGACGGAGAUGGGAAGGACCAGCUCGCUGUAUCUGGACAGGAGGUCGCCGCCGCUGCCACCACGGCCGCCACCUCCACCAGUGCGAGUGGCGUCGCCACCGCUGUACACCUUAGUGCCACCUGCAGAGACUGGAUUCCUGACAGGGGGAUCCGCGAUGAAGGCCGGCGAGAACUUUGGCACGGGAAGUAGCAGGUCGCUGCUUGACGGCGGUGGCGAGUUUCAGUACCGUGACCGUUUGGAUGACCCGUAUGUUGAGAGGAGUAGAGAAAGAGAGAUCGACAGGCUCUAUGCUGGUAGAAGCCUGCAUCUGGAAAGGGAUGGAGAAAUGGAUAGGCUUUACCCUAGCAAGGGUGUACUUGGUGCUGACCUUGCGCCAUCUGCAUAUGCUGGUUCUUCCUCAUCUUUGCUUGCCAAGGAGCGGCCUUACAGACUGCAUGAUGGAACUAGUUAUGAGCCAACCAAUGGAUACGCCAUGGAGGAACUUGGCAGGCUUUCUCAUGACACCCUGGGACAUGUAAGUGGCCAUGCUCACAGAUUCUCAGGAAGUCCAUUAGAGCAUGGCAGUGGUCGUGAUGGCAAGAUAUUGUUGGACAUUACAAGACAGAAACACUCGAAUCAUUCUCCAAGAGAUGCGUCCAUGGAAUAUGUAAGAAGGGAUCCGGUAAAUGCAUAUCUUCCACCAGAGAACUUACAUGGAAAUGGCCCACAGGUUUCAAGUCCUAGUGUCAGGCGCAUGUUUGGCUCAUCAUCUUUGACUGGCCGCAAGGAUGAAAGGAUUGACCACCAAGUGAGGCUGCCACUUAGGAUGGCAGAAGAUGAGGAUACCUUCCAAGGCAUGCAUGAUGGGAUGGAGCGUGAUGUGCAGCACUCUUACCGUGGAGAUGCACUAACACGUCAUCGCAGGACAAGGAAUUCUGAUGUGCGCUACUCACGUUCUCCUGAAUCUGAGCGUAUUAAACUUGGAAGACACCCAGUUCAACAUGGGUAUUCUUCAUUUGAUGAUACCCAUGAGUUUAGUGACCAAGAAGUUUCUCCUGUGGUUUCUAGAGGAAGACCCCGGAAGGCUAUGUAUCGUGAUCAUGUGACAGAACACUACCAAACUGAUGAUAGCCCUCUAGGACGGGAGUAUUAUGAUGAUGAUGUGGAUUCAUAUGACCUAUCACCUCAGAGAAUGGCAGAGCCUUAUGAUAUGGUUGAUGACCAAGACAAAUAUGAUGCAAGAUAUGAUUUACCAAACAAUCGUAAUGUUUUCUCAAGGAUUACUUUGCGAGAUGACAACAAUGAUGGGUGGGCUGAUGAAGAUCAGGAAAACAAUCAUCAAUCGAACUCAAUAACCUAUGGGCAUUCACAAAACAAGCCUAUAUCUCAGAGGCUGUCCAGACCCACUGGCCACUCACAAUUUGGGGGAUUUCCCAUGCAUGGAAGAGGAAGAGGAAAAAGUGCAAAAAAGAGAUUAAGAUCUGCUCUUCCUCAAUUCCAUGUUGGAUCUACACAAGGGGGAGAUGGAUUUGUUAGGCCAAAUAAACGUUUCAAGCUGACAGAAGUUAAUCAUGAUGACCCUGAAAUGAGCCAUGAGGAUGCCCCAGAGGACGAGGACAUUUCUAUGCAGAAAGAUCCUCCUGAAGGCUCAGAAGAAUUCACUAAGCAAGUUCACCAGGCCUUUCUUAAGUACACAAAGCUAUUAAAUGAGAGCCCGACCGUGCAGAAGAGAUAUCGUGAGGCAGCAAAAGGAUCUUUGUCUUGCUGUGUAUGUGGCAGUGUCCCAAGGAAGUUUCCGGACAUCGAUGCCUUGAUAUCACAUGCUUAUGAUACAUGCAAAAUGGGUUUGAAGACAAAACAUUUGGGGUUUCACAAGGCACUCUGUGUUAUGAUGGGAUGGAAUUGGCAUGUUGCUCCUGACACUACCAAAACCUAUCAUUCCAUGCCAGAUGAGGAAGUAAAUGCCAUGAAGGAUGAUCUCAUGUUGUGGCCACCAGUUGUCAUAAUACAUAACAGCUCCAUUGCAACCAAGGCAAAGGCUACCGAUGCAAAGAUUGUGUCGAAAGAAGAAAUUGAAGGUGUGCUGACAGAAAUUGGGGUUGCAUGUGACAAGGCAAAGAUUAGCCAUGGCAGACCAGCCAAUCAGAGCGUGUUCCUAGUGAAGUUUCUUCCAACGAUAUCUGGAUUUCAGGAGGCGAUGAGAAUCCACGAGCAUUUCACCGUCAAAAGCCACGGGAAGGAAGAGUUCCAGCAUAUCAAAGGUGGCAAAGGUAAGAAGGAUGCUCCUGUUGAUGAACUCGAGGAGUUGCUAUAUGCGCAUAUUGCAGUCGCCGAAGACUUGGGCUACCUGGAUGAGGAAACAAAGAAGAGAUGCCUGGUCAGGAGCAAGAAUGACAUUGAGGCUAAAGCAGAUGCUACACUGAACUUGGAUUCGUGAAGUAACAGCAACAAAUUAAUCUAGGCUAGGUUUACUGCGGCUAGUUGAACAGAUCAAGUUAUCCUACUUUUUGCUUAAAUUGUAUCGCUGCUCGACCACGUGGCUGCAACCUUGGAAUCCAUUAUACUGCUACGGUUGAACCUUAAUGCAAUUUAUCCAAGCCCUUGAGCUUUUAUAUUCUA
Molecule: messenger RNA, 3302 nt
Organism: Oryza sativa Japonica Group (Japanese rice)
Lineage: Eukaryota; Viridiplantae; Streptophyta; Magnoliopsida; Poales; Poaceae
Biological process (GO): regulatory ncRNA-mediated gene silencing
Source: RefSeq, a predicted model, not a curated record